This is a messenger RNA of Trichobilharzia regenti, 2197 nucleotides long. The record is from the annotation of a GenBank genome assembly. NCBI's taxonomy places the organism in Eukaryota, Metazoa, Platyhelminthes, Trematoda, Strigeidida, Schistosomatidae.
GCAGUAUUACUGUGGCGGGUUUUCGAAAGGGGAAUGACAAAAUCGAAGAAAAAAGUAUUAAAUUACAGUGAAUUACGAAAACAACAACUGCUUGAAGACAAUGAAAAAGAAGAGAAAAUUAUUAAACAGCUCUCAAAAAAGUUGAAAAUGAAUCGUAAGAAUUUAAGCAAAAAGAAAAAGAAAACAGAAAAAUCACCACUUUGGUUAAGACAAUGUGGAUUUGAUUAUAUAUUGGAUUUUGAGAAACAAAUGAAUGCGGUGACUACUAGUGAGGAGAAUGACACUACUCUAUGCACUACUGUUGGUGUAUUACCUGAAAAGAAAAAAAACAAAAAAACACUUGACUUAUACGGACAGAAUACAUCAGGCGAUAAUGAUGAUGCUUCAAGUAGUGAUAGUGAUGACGACCAGCCGAUGGAUGAUGUAUUAAAUGAACAAGACAACAGUUCAGAAUUAUGUGAUAGUGUUGUUAAUCAAGAAGACAAAGAGGAAGAAGAAGAAGAAGAGGAGGAGGAGGAUAUUUCAAUGGAUAGUGACAAUGAGAGUUUAUGCAAAUCUAUACGAAAUUCUUUAAAUCGUUUAUCGGAAUCACAAAUGUCCAAGAUUAUUACUGAAUUGUGCGGAUUGUUCACAAAAUAUCCUCGUGCUACUGUGCGUUCCUGCAUUAUUGAAGAAGCAUGCAAUUUAAUUGAAUGUACACAAGUAAAUCGAAACUCCAAAAUGGGAUGGUUACAUCAAGAAUUAGCUGUUUGUCUAACUUGUGUUCAGUUGUCAUUGUACAGUUUAUUUCAAUCUGCACCUUUGAUCGGUUAUUUGAUUGAAUCAAUAAUUUUUCGACUUUUCCCCCAAAAUCAUGGAUUACAACAACAGUCACCAGGUGUAAUCAUAUCCUAUUCUGUUUUCUUAGCUUAUUUAUAUCGUUUUGGAAUUAUUUCAGGCAGUUUAAUUUUAGACAUUUUAAAAGCAUACCUAUGCGACUGUGAUUCCGGGAAGGUUAAAGCUGGCCACUUCAUAACUAUCGCUGUUGGUGUAAAUCUACGAAAAUUUAAUCUGAAUAGAUGUCAAGAAAUUAUUCAUCAAGCAAAUGAUCAACUUAUCAAGUGUAAAUCUGAAAAAUCUGAACUAUCAUAUGAUUUAGAGGGAUUAAUUCAACGUCUUUCAGAGAAACGUUCAACAGAAGAGUGUGUUACCCGCUCUAUGCAUUUGCAUAAACUUAUGCGAGUAUGGACUAAAGGAUUGUCUAUCACCGAUGAUAUGUGUUUGUCUGUUGAAUUGGACGAUCUUUUGAAUUCUGCAUCAACUGGCCGCUGGUGGUUGAUCGGUUCAGCAGUUAAUCGACCAGCGGAUAUUCCUAUGGUUAAGUCACAGGAAGAGGAGAAAUCUAAGACUUCCACCAAUCCUGAAAUUGCAGCUGUUGCAGAAAAGUUGGGUCUACGUACUGCUUCACGUCAAUUGACGUUUAACAUUUUGGUCUCUACUCCUGGUGGUCCAGAUGCCACAGCUUCCGCACUACUAAAAGCAUGUCAUACUUCUGCAAAUUCUCCUGGUGUACGUCUUGGAGCAGGUGCUGUAACCGGUCGAGAAAGAGAAAUGAUUCACGUUGUGCUGCAUUGUGUUAUGUCUGAAAUGCCUUUCAAUCGCUUUUAUCCACGAGUCUUAGGUGGCGUUCUUAACUGUCAUCGACGGUUUUUGAUGAUGAUAAAAUGUGGAUUUUGGGAUUUAUUAAACAAUACCAAUCUAACUGUAGAGGCUAAAUCUAAUGCUGGUCGCGCUUUAGGCUUAAUAUGUCUUGUUUAUAACUUUCCGCUUACUGUAUUAAAGAAAUACAAUUUUGGUGAUAACAGUGAAGGGAAUAUCGCAUUCUUACAGCAUACCCUUAUGGAAUUGUGCACUGGUGAAUAUCAAAAUGUUUUAGCUAAAUUAAUGCAAUUGUCAGCCUAUACAAGACUUUCUCGAAAUUGCCGAAUAUUUAUGCGCAAACAUUUUAUCAAUGUAACCGAUGACACUAAAGUUGAUGUAAAUACAAAAGCAGUUAUUGUUAAACUUGUUACAGAUAUGCGUGAAGCAGAAUCAUUUUAAAAAUCCUUUUCCUUCACUUAUUGCAUUUGUACAACUCUCUUGUGUAAAUUUUUUAUCCUGUAUUUUCACAUAUUUACCCAAAUAAAAAAGAAAUGUUAUCAGUAGAACAACACUGCAA